AUGAGCAAGCGUCCUCAUCAAGGGUCCUUCUCCCGCCCCGACUCCCAGUCCCCCGACUUGGUGGAUGACACCCCCCAAGGCCUCUCGCCGGGGCCCCCCGAGCUCGCUCCUCAUCAUGCUUCCGGCCCCAGCAAAAAGCCCCGGAACUUUAUAGCCACCGUGGCAUGUGAGAAUUGCAGGCUGAAAAAGACCAGAUGCGAUGAGUCGCGACCCAAGUGCGGCUUGUGCAAGUCGCUAAACCUGGAUUGCGUCUACAAUGAGCGCAAGACCUCCAAGCGGGAUCAUUCUCUGGGCUUGAUCAUGAGUACGCUGCAUCGACUGGAAACCAAGUUGGAGAGUGUUCCCACGGCAUUCGCCAAGGAGAUCCACUCUCUUCGGAGGCAGAUGUCGCAUGGUGUGGGCAGUCCAGAUAUGACCAGCUCACUCGCGCGUCAUCAUCGCAGCACCAGCACCUUGGGUCUGUUUGAGAACCCCACCCCGGAAGCAGUGCGGCUGAACGACCUGGAGCACGAUGAGCAACAUCCUCAUCCCAAUCCGGCCGAGUCCAACGGCCUGGUCUCAAUUUCAUUCAGCCAGCACGGUGUAAUAUCCUGGGUCGGCGCACAGGAGAUCCUUCCGCCAAGGCUACUCGAAGCCCAUGAGAAAUUGGGCAAGAAUUAUGUGAUUGACCUAGAGAUGGAGAGACCCCAUUUGCCCAUGUAUAUUUGCCCCUUCCCCGCUCAGGCUGGGGAGAACUGGCUGGAUGCUCUUCCAUUGGCCAUGGUAAAGGGACUCUCGGAUGCUUUCUUCACCACCUUCAAUCUGUUUACUCCGAUCAUUGACAAGAACUUCUACUACGCCUUCACCCUGGGGGCGGCGAUCGAGAGCAACUUUGGCUACACGAUCGAGAGUUGCGUGGUGUUAACUAUCAUGGCCCUGGGCUGUAUCGCGGUCCAUGCCUACCAGGAAGGCGAUUAUCCACUGCUCGGGACGCGGGGGGCCCGGUUCGAGCCGCCCGAGUGGAUGGGAGUCGUCUAUGAGAAUCCCCCCGGGUUGCGCUUCUUCAACACCGCUCGGCAACGCAUUGGGUUCCUCAUGUGCGAUAACAACCUUCAGAGCUGCCAAUAUUAUCUUCUGUCAUUUAUUUACUAUAGUCAGAUUCUUCGCCCGAUGGAUUCGUGGGCCAUGAUCCACCGCGCUGCCACAUGCUGUCUCUCCAUGCUCACCAAUCGUGAUGUCCACUUCGAUGAAUGGGAAGGCGACAUGAAAUCCCGGGUGUAUUGGAACUGCCUCAUGAACGAAACCAUCCUUGUCCAAGAACUACACGUCCCACCCAGUGGCCUCUCCCGACUUGAGGAAUAUGUCCCCAUCCCCAAGUUCAUCACCUUUGACAGCGUCGGCUUCGCGGCCUCCCGCUCGAUGUCGCUAGAAGAGAUAGAUGAUUCAUUCUUUCAAUAUCAUUUCCUCGCGCAGGUCGCCCAUCGUAUCAUCUUGACCCGGAUCCGCCAUUCGCUGUACUUCCACUCCGACUCGGGCACAUUCCCUCACCCUGCCGUCAACGCCGAACUUCGCCACCAGUUGGAACAGUGGCGCAUCAACCUCCCGGCCACUCUACAAUUCUCCGACUCUCCGCCGGCUCUCCCGCCGGAUUCCACCCCUUCCGCCGCCCCAUCGCCAGCCUCCCAUCUUCCCUUCACCUCCACCCGCCACGCAUUGUCUCCGGCCAUCGCCGUGUCCGAGGCCAUGCUUCGCGGUCGGUACAUGAUCGCCAAUUUCCACAUCGGCCGCCCCUAUCUGUAUAAGGCCCUCCACAUCCCCGACUCAUUGACGGAGAACGACCUGGAGCAGAUCCGCAGGGGUCUCCUCAACGCCGUAAACUGGCCGGUUGUUGGGGGCGUCUUUCAGCGGAUGAAGAGUUGCAUCCCGAUAAAGUUCGCCUUUUGUUCCCAGUUCUUUGGCCAGAUUCUCCUCUUCUAUUGUAUAUCUCACUCUCCCGAUCGGCGAUUGCACGAGACCCUGCCCACGGGCUGGGAACAAUGGAACCAGGAAAUGUUGCAGUUCCUCGAGGACUGUGCACAGUCCAGUCCGGCCGUGGCGAAAGAUCUCGAGCUGUUGCGGUUAUUGUAA
Molecule: messenger RNA, 2106 nt
Organism: Aspergillus ibericus CBS 121593
Lineage: Eukaryota; Fungi; Ascomycota; Eurotiomycetes; Eurotiales; Aspergillaceae
Product: putative C6 finger domain protein
Exons: 7
Coding region: 1-2106 (701 amino acids)
Biological process (GO): regulation of DNA-templated transcription
Molecular function (GO): zinc ion binding; DNA-binding transcription factor activity, RNA polymerase II-specific
Source: RefSeq, a predicted model, not a curated record